This is a messenger RNA of Rhopalosiphum maidis (corn leaf aphid), 1414 nucleotides long. RefSeq names its product hexokinase type 2-like. Gene Ontology annotation, biological process: glucose 6-phosphate metabolic process; intracellular glucose homeostasis; glycolytic process. Gene Ontology annotation, molecular function: fructokinase activity; mannokinase activity; glucokinase activity. The record is from RefSeq and is a predicted model, not a curated record. Lineage: Eukaryota; Metazoa; Arthropoda; Insecta; Hemiptera; Aphididae. The transcript has 9 exons. The coding region runs from base 11 to 1414 and encodes 467 amino acids. Gene Ontology annotation, cellular component: mitochondrion; cytosol.
AAUUGCCGCAAUGUGUUUUGACGAAGACAUUCCACCAUCGUCUGCCGUCCAAGUAACCAUCAAAGAUGAUUGCAAAUCACUUAUUUUGUCCAAUGAACAAUUGACUACUUUGAUGAAAGAUAUGGAUAAGUCCAUAAGAAACGGUUUGGGCAAAGAAACCAAUUCAUCUUCUGUUGUUAAAUGUUAUGUCACUUAUGUACAGGAUUUACCUAAUGGGACAGAAAGAGGUAAAUUCUUGGCUUUGGAUUUGGGCGGUACUAACUUCCGUGUACUAUUGAUUGAAUUGGGAGAUAAAAACCACUUCCAUAUGGACUUUGAAACUUUCAAAGUUCCCAGUCAGAUCCAAACUGGCAAAGGCACAGAAUUAUUUGAUCAUAUUGCUAAAUGUCUGGCAGAAUUUGUAAAUAAGUACAAAGUGGACAGCAAAAAGGCAUUGCCGCUGGGCUUUACUUUUAGUUUUCCACUUAGACAAGUUGGACUUACAAAAGGAUUUUUAAAUAGCUGGACCAAAGGAUUUAAUUGUUCGGGAGUGGUUGGCGAAGACGUUGUCAGACUUCUUAAGGAAGCCAUCAAGAGAAGGAAGGACGUACAGAUUGACGUGUGUGGAAUAUUGAACGAUACAACUGGUACACUCAUGUCAUGCGCUUGGAAGACUCCGAACACCAAAAUUGGACUUAUAGUUGGAACGGGCUGUAACGCAUGUUACGUUGAAAAAGUGGAGAACGUCGAACUUUUCGACGGCGACAAGAUAAAACCGCACGUUAUCGUGAACACCGAGUGGGGCGCAUUCGGGGACGACGGAAAAUUAGACGCCAUUCGCACGAAGUAUGAUCGGGAAAUCGACGAGGACUCGUUGAACCCAGGACAACAGAGAUUCGAGAAAAUGAUUAGCGGCAUGUAUAUGGGCGAGAUUGUGAGGUUGGCUAUCGUGGACUUGGCCAAUCAAAACAAACUUUUCGAGGGAAAACUGUCUGAACAAAUGAAGACCAAAGGUGCGUUUGGCACGUCAUUCGUAUCAGAUAUUGAGAGUGAUACUGCUAACUACAAAAAUACGUGGAAAGUUCUAAGCGAGAUGGGCAUCAACGACCCAUCGUUGGCCGAUUGUGCCAAUGUGCGAUAUAUUUGCGAGUGUGUGUCCAGUCGUUCGGCGCAUUUAGUGUCUGCUGGUCUGGCCGUGAUUCUCAACAAAAUGGACGAAAAAUCUGUAACAAUCGGUGUCGACGGUUCUGUUUACCGUUUCCAUCCCUAUUUCCAUAAACUCAUACUGGAAAAGACUAGACAGCUGACUAAAGCCGACAUCAAUUUUGAAAUGAUGUUGUCCGAAGAUGGAAGUGGUCGUGGAGCCGCCCUCGUUGCUGCUGUAGCUGUCAGGGAUGAAUUGCCUUUGGUGACAAAUGAAGAAUUAUCAAAAUAA